This is a messenger RNA of Pyricularia grisea, 582 nucleotides long. RefSeq lists its product as uncharacterized. The record is from RefSeq and is a predicted model, not a curated record. NCBI's taxonomy places the organism in Eukaryota, Fungi, Ascomycota, Sordariomycetes, Magnaporthales, Pyriculariaceae. The transcript has 3 exons. The coding region runs from base 1 to 582 and encodes 193 amino acids.
AUGGCUCAACGAAAGCGACAGCGGGUCAAUAGCCCUACAAGGAGGAUGGUGGACGUAGAUCCUCGACGCAGAAACCCAUUUCGGUUCUCGUCCUCGUUCGCCACAAGGUGGGCUGCCUCUCCCGACAAGGUGAAGGAAAAGAAUGUGGAACCGAAGCCGAAGAGCCGGCACCGGAAUCAGGCACGCCCCUCCUCAAGGGAACCAAUGAUUUGGGUGACUGGAAGCUCUCGAUUGCCUUUUAUGGAAGUCAUGUAUAUGCGCAGCCACGGGACAGGAAAGGGGGUGGUCGGAUCAAAGGCAGCCACCUUUGCGCUUUCCCUCGUUUCUCUGCUUGGUGGUGAGAGAGGGGAACGAUAUGCCGAGCAGGCACAAUUUGGCAAGGCGAUCGGCAGUUGGGUUUACCGGACUCGGAACUGGGCGUACCGGUGUGGCUCAGUUUUCUGUUUUAUAAUUGACUUUAAUUGGCUUUGUUGGUCCAAUCAGCAAUAUGAAAAGCUCCGACGGAACCCGGACCGGCAACAAAGGGUUACACUUUGGGGGCCGGGGCUUUCUCCGGUCGGGGGAACCGUGAAAGUUUCCUAA